Molecule: messenger RNA, 3050 nt
Organism: Oryzias latipes (Japanese medaka)
Lineage: Eukaryota; Metazoa; Chordata; Actinopteri; Beloniformes; Adrianichthyidae
Gene: rassf8b
Product: Ras association domain family member 8b
Biological process (GO): signal transduction
Source: RefSeq, a predicted model, not a curated record
AUGUCGCUCCAUGCGCGUAGCCAGUGCGUUGCAGCUUUAAGUAGUCCAUCAUGCCUUGCGGUGUCCCACUUCAGUUUCGAGGUAAUUCACAAACUAAGGUCCCCGACGCGGCUGAGCAGAGCGGCACAUGUGUGUUCUCCCUCCUCCCUGAUUGAUUCCUCGUUGUCCGAGGACGCGCCUCUAUCUGUCGUGUUUACAUCGCGGAGGCGGGCAUGCGCGCUCGCCUCUGCGUCUGCGGGGUCGGCACGGACUAAACCGGGGAUCUCUUGCGUCUGACACGCCGCAGGGAGGGAGCGCUGACUUUUUACUCGAGCCGAGCGAGGCACAGAGAAGCGAGUGGGCAUCAAGAGUUGUGGUGCAACGACAUACUGAGGGGUGCUGCUGAAACAAGAGGAUGGAAAGCUGUGGCUCCCCCUUGUGGUGUGGAGGAGUGAGGGGCCUCUGAAUGAAGGCCAUGGAGCUGAAAGUGUGGGUGGACGGAGUGCAGCGCAUCGUGUGCGGAGUCACAGAGUUCACCACAUGCCAGGAAGUUGUCAUCGCUUUGGCACAAGCCAUUGGACGCACUGGCAGAUACACUCUGAUUGAGAAAUGGCGAGAAACAGAGCGACAUUUGGCUCCCCAUGAAAACCCCGUGGUGUCCCUCAAUAAGUGGGGUCAGUAUGCCAGCGACGUGCAGCUCAUCCUGCAGCGGACCGGCCCGUCUGUCAGCGAGCGGCCGACCUCUGACGGGCUGGCUUCCGUCCCAGAGCGAGGACUCUACCGCCAGAGCCUCCCGCCUCUGGCCAAACUGCGACCGUCAGGGGCCGAUCGCUCUCUCAAACGAAGGGAGCCCAAGCGCAAGUCUCUGACCUUCACCGGGGGUGCCAGGGGUCUGCGGGAUAUUUUUGGCAAAAGCAAAGAUUGUGAAGCCAAACAGCCCCAGCAGCGCGGUGUGAGCUUGAGCCUGAGCAGACUAGGAGGAGGCGGGGCAGCAUCUGUACCUGGGAGUCCAGCCAGAGAGCUGGGUCGCCUGGUGCAACUGCAGAGAGACAAACUCAGGGCCCUGGAGAGCCGCCUGCUGGGCUGUGAGGACGAGAUCCGAGACUGGGAGGACGCCGGCGGCGAGGCCACUGACGAAGGAAACUCUGAGGAUGAGCUGCUGCUUUUAGAGCAGCAGGUGAGGAGGAACGAAGCUGAAGCUGAGGAGGAGGAAUUCUGGCUGAACGAGCUGCAGAUCGAGCAGGAAAAUGAGCGUCAGCUGCGGCUGCAGCUAGCAGAGCUGCAGAGCCGAGUGCGUGACUGCGAGGCCAAGCUUUCAGAGUACUUAGCACGCAUUCAGAACAUGGAAACAAACUUGGAGCAGGAGAGGCUGCAGCAGGAGGCUGAGCUUAACCAGAAGGUCAAGAAGGAGGAGGUGCAAGCCCAGCUGGGGAAAGUUAAAGCGGAGUUGGAAAUCCAAAGCCAACAAACGUCCCGGCUGGAGAGCAGCUGCAUGGCGUUGGAGCGCUCACUCUGCCAGUCAGGCAAGAGAUUACAGGAAAGGGAGCAGGAGCUGGAGCAGCUGACAAAAGAGCUUCGACAGGUCAACCUGCAGCAGUUCAUUCAGCAGACUGGCACCAAGGUCACCGUGCUGCCCGCUCAGCCCACAGGAGAGAACGCCGCAGAGGGGGACUGCUGCUCUCUGAAGCGACUCGGUUCUUCCCGCCUCUUACCCAGUGACCUCCGUACUCUGCAGAGCAUGGCCUCUUCCAGCCUUAACCCUGAAGGCAUUUAUGUUUGAUCCUGAGCAGUCAUGACUAAACAGCCGGACUAACUCUGUAUCUCAAGUAAAAUGACUCUGCGAACUAUCACUGAGUUUUAGCGCCAUAUUGUGUCAACAGUCUGAAAACAGAAAAAGAAAAUUUGGCAAGAAGAUGCGCGUCUGUUUUGCCUCUUUUCCUGCACUGCCUCCAUCUGACUGCUACUGGAGUUCAAACCGAAGUCAAUAUCCAUUUGCAUACUAAUAUUUUCCAUUCUGUCUGAACUCUGAAGGAGAAAGUGGAGCUGUUGCAUAUUAAGUCUAAGUGACUACAAGCCAGCAGAUCUGCUCUAGAGACACAUGGAGGAGUGAGCUGCAAACAGAACUGAUGCUGUACACGAUGAGAGCAUUUCAGGACUUUUUGAACCAUGUUUUUAAAAAAAAAUUGCAUGAGCAUGCACAGACACUAGUCUUGUUCCUUAAACCAUAGCCAUAUCUAUUUGCCUUAUUCUGGUGGUUUAUUCCCAGACUUUAGCAAUGUUAAUAGAUCUCAAGGUAGCGUCUGAACACUAUGCCCCAUAUAGAUUGGUGUAUAUAAUUAGCACCAAUUUAGGUGUUUUCUGAUCACAACUGAUGUCAAUUUAAAUCAUAUUCCUUUAAAAAAAAUAAAAGUUGAGACUUAUGUAUUGAUUUAAGCUGAAAAUAACCUUAUUUGUUAUGUUUGAUGGUUCUAUACAAAAUAAAUUAACAGAUAUUAGAGAAAAUCUACUGUGCAAACAGAGUGAUGUGAAUGAAUGAGUGAAGUAUAUCAGAGGCCUUUAAUGUCUAAACUGUAAAUCCACGUUCAAAAAUGCAGUGUUACACUUUGGCCACUAGAUGGCGACAAAUACACGCAUUCUACCCCAAAGGGGAGCUUCAUGAAAGCCACUUACCUCCACUUGGCUCCAUGAAAGAAGCCUGCACUCAUGUACAAGGAGCAAAUAUGACUGUGUUUUAUUGUGUAACAAAGCCUCAGCACUUUAGCUUUUAGUGUAUAAAAGGUGCCACUUUUUUUUUGUCUGACCUGUUUUAUCAAACUAAAGAUAUCUCAUUAGAACCAAAGCUUGUGGAAGAAAACAAAAAUAUUGGAUGAAUGUCUUUUUCUUUAGAGUGUUCUGAUUUUUAGUCAAAAAGUAAAUGUUUUCUGGGUUUUUUAUUUGUUUUCGGGUUUUUUUAAGGCGGCUUAUGAGGUCACAUAGGAGCGCUCUGUCACAUGAUGAAAAUAUUAUUUUGGGAAAUAUGCAGGAUGACAAUAAUUGAUUCAAAAUAAAUGGAAAUCUGCUUUAAAAAUGAA